This is a messenger RNA of Xiphophorus couchianus (Monterrey platyfish), 3043 nucleotides long. Its product is annotated as lissencephaly-1 homolog B-like. Gene Ontology annotation, molecular function: protein binding. NCBI's taxonomy places the organism in Eukaryota, Metazoa, Chordata, Actinopteri, Cyprinodontiformes, Poeciliidae. The transcript has 11 exons. The record is from RefSeq and is a predicted model, not a curated record. The coding region runs from base 397 to 1629 and encodes 410 amino acids.
GGGGUCCAAUCGCGACCGUUAGCCGGGGCCGGGCGACUGCGGUGGGAGAGAGCUGAGAAAAUCUGACCGUCCGUGCCGGCUGAUGUGAAAAGUCACGAUACCGCAGUGAAACCACGCAACGCCCCAGCACAUGCACAGGCCUGCUAAGGGAAAUAUGAAGUUCUUCAUGUGUAAAAUGGUGACGAAUAUGUUGUGCCACUGACUGAGCGGGUGACAUUUGGACCGUCGUAAACCUUCUUGGUGCCUCAUAGCGGCACAGCAGAAGCACCUCCAGGUUCGCCGUCCUCCUAGCAGCUUUCCCUUUGCCACCUGCGAUCCUCGGCGGGAUCGGGCUCCUCCUCACCCAACGCUUCACCUCACCCUCACCUCCCCGCGAGGGAGCGAACAGCAGCCGCCAUGGUGCUGUCACAGAGACAAAGAGAUGAACUAAAUCGGGCUAUAGCUGACUAUCUUCGUUCCAAUGGAUACGAAGAAGCCUAUUCUACCUUCAAGAAAGAAGCAGAAUUAGAUAUUAAUGAAGAGGUAGAUAAGAAGUAUGCUGGGCUUUUGGAAAAGAAAUGGACCUCUGUUAUUAGAUUACAAAAGAAGGUGAUGGAGUUGGAGUCGAAGCUGAAUGAGGUGAAGGAGGAUAUGACGUACGGCGGACCCGUCGGUCAAAAGAGAGAUCCGAAGGAGUGGAUCCCCCGCCCCCCGGAGAGAUACGCCCUGAGUGGGCACCGUGCUCCAGUCACACGGGUCAUUUUCCACCCCGUGUUUUCCGUCAUGGUGACGGCCUCUGAAGAUGCCACCAUCAAGGUGUGGGACUACGAGGCAGGAGACUUUGAACGAACCCUGAAAGGACACACGGACUCGGUGCAGGACAUCUCCUUUGACCAGACGGGGAAGCUGCUGGCCUCGUGUUCGGCUGACAUGAGCAUCAAACUCUGGGACUUUCAGGGCUUUGAGUGCAUCCGGACAAUGCACGGCCACGAUCACAACGUGUCGUCCGUAGCAAUCAUGCCAAAUGGUGACCACAUAGUUUCUGCCUCCAGAGAUAAGUCCAUCAAGAUGUGGGAGGUGGCCACAGGGUACUGUGUGAAGACAUUCACAGGCCACAGGGAGUGGGUGAGGAUGGUUCGCCCAAACCAGGACGGCUCAUUGAUCGCCAGCUGCUCCAACGACCAGACUGUGCGCGUCUGGGUGGUCGCCUCCAAGGAGUGCAAAGCCGAGCUGCGGGAGCACGAACACGUGGUGGAGUGCAUCGCCUGGGCCCCUGACAGCGCUCACCCCACCAUCCUGGAGGCCACAGGCUCAGAGAGUAAAAAGAGUGGAAAGCCUGGCCCCUUCCUGCUCUCUGGCUCCAGAGAUAAAACGAUUAAAAUGUGGGACGUCAGCAUCGGGAUCUGCCUCAUGACUCUGGUGGGACAUGACAACUGGGUGCGUGGGAUACUGUUUCAUCCUGGAGGACGAUUCAUCGUGAGCUGCGCCGACGACAAAACAAUCCGGAUCUGGGACUACAAGAACAAACGUUGCAUGAAGACCUUAUCUGCUCAUGAACACUUUGUUACCUCUUUGGAUUUCCACAAGACUGCUCCAUACGUGGUUACGGGCAGCGUCGAUCAGACAGUCAAAGUCUGGGAGUGUCGCUGAGACUGCCACCAUCUCUCCCCCCUACCCUGCUGCCCCCAAUUCCAAGGAUUUAAAAAAGAGAAAAACAAAAAAAAGAUCCCCGACGCGCCAUGCUAGCCGCCGCCCCUCAGCUCCCUCCGCCCCGACUUCCAGCCCUUCACCUCUCGCACUCCAAAUCAUAGUUGACCAAUGUGCUUUACCUUCCCCUCGCUCCUCCCUACUCUGAUCCAGCCCCAUUAAGAUGACUAUUGUCCUUUUUGUGUAAAUUAUUCUGGAUGUAGGGUACGCUUAAUAAAUGUCACGCAAAUAUCUGACACAUAAACACUCAAAAUGAUAAUAAAUAUCUUUGCAUGGUGACUCAAACAAGAAAAAAUAAAUAAUAAUUCAAUACUGUUAGAUUUACAAAUUUCCAUACUGUUGUCAUGACUUUCCAUUGGGUCAAAGGGUAAAUGUCUGUGUGUGCCGGUGCAGAUAGAUUUAACUGAGUGCACUAAAACCAAUGGCACCUCCUGUUGACGGGGUUUAGGUUAUGUUUAGUUUUUCUUUUAUUUCACGGCUCCUUUCUUGUGGUCCAUUGUUGCAUUUAUGGAGGAAAAGGAAUCUGAAGGAAAAUAAUCAAGCCUGUUGAAGCUUUGCAGUUUUUCACAUUAGUAUAACGUCACACAACGCAAAAACGCAAAAUUUUUUCAGCAACAUAUAGGAGCUUGUGUUAAGUAAAUGAUUCCUUAAUAGUUAUGAAAACGUUCCAGUUCCACUGGCGCCGUUACCUAGCAACGCCAGCCCAGCCCAGCCCGUCACCUAACAACCCUGCCGUAGUUUUUUUGGCAGAUUAUUUAACUUAUAAGAUAUUUUUCUCUUGUUAAAUGUGACAUAAUCUGCUAAUGGAACUAGUAGUUUUUCAAUAUUUACUUAAAACAAGCUCAUAUAUGAUGCUACUUCCAAAUUAGUUUGGUUUUAAUUCAAGUCAAUUAAGAGACUUGUGCUGGAAACUACUAAUACUUGGUAAGAUUUUGUGUUUUUGCGGUGUGCGUGUCUGUAUUUUCUUAUUUUUUGACAGGAGAAUCUUUCCACCACAUCCGAUCCGAUGGCAGGCAAAGCUUCUCGCCACUUCGAUUUUUCUUCCUUUAACCAAACAGAUCGCAAACGAGCCCCCGACAGGAAAGUGUGUUUUACAGAGGAAAACGUCAGCUCACCUGUUCAUGAGGUGUGUGUGUGUGUGUGUCCCUCCAGAGAAUCGCCCUGUUGCUAUCUCUGCCUUGAUAACCCGAUCCAGGGCUCCGUCACAGGAUUUUCAUCCAGCUUUCUGUGGUCCCACUGCUCUCUUUGCAUACACUCACUAAUGCACAUACACACACAGUAAAAAAAAAAAAGUUGUGUAUCAAUAUAUCUGGAUGUCAUUGUUUGCAGCAUAAUGAAAUAAAAUUCUGUAAAUAUA